This is a messenger RNA of Phytophthora nicotianae INRA-310, 270 nucleotides long. RefSeq lists its product as hypothetical. The transcript is spliced from 2 exons. The record is from RefSeq and is a predicted model, not a curated record. NCBI's taxonomy places the organism in Eukaryota, Oomycota, Peronosporomycetes, Peronosporales, Peronosporaceae. Bases 1 to 270 code for a protein of 89 amino acids.
AUGAGCGAUGACACUAAUCGUACAGCCAAACAUAUUAUUCUGGGAUAUUUCACAUUACAAGCCAACGCUGCUGCGAUGGGUGGACGGAUGAGAACAGCAUGGAACAAUGGCAUGUCUCCUAUGAUGAACAACAUGCAGCAAGGAUGGAAUACCCGAAUGAACAAUAUCCAAUCAGGGUGGGCCAACGGUAUCAACAAUUUCAAGACCGGACCAGCAAAUAAUUUUGGAGUAAAAAACAUACUUAAUUCCCAAUUAACAUCAGACAACUAA